AUGACGACGGCGACCGCGGCGCGCGCGACGGCGACGCCGACGUCGCGCGCGGACGGCGACGACGGCGGACGCACCGGGUGGACGACCUCGCUCGCGGGGGCGAUCGCGGGGGCGACCGCGCGCGCGUGCGUGGCGCCGCUGGACGUGAUUAAGAUUCGCAUGCAAGUCCAACUGGAGGAAGCGUCGACGGGAAAGUACCGCGGGCUCGCGCACGCGGUGCGAACGAUCGUGCGAGAGGAAGGCGCGCGAGGGAUGUGGGCUGGAACGGCGCCGGCGUUGAUGCUGUGGGUGCCGUACACGGCGAUACAGUUCGCGACGCUGGGGGUGUUUAACGACGCGGCGGCGGCGCGAGAGCGGAGGCGAGGGGAGACGGAGGCGACGCGGUCGCCGUUGGUUGGAUUCGUCGGUGGUGCGGUCGCGGGGACGGUGGCGACGGUGCUGACGUAUCCGUUUGACGUCAUGCGAACGUUGUUGGCGAGUCAGGGACAUCCAAAGGUGUACGAAAAUGUCCUGGACGCCGCGCGCGGGGUGGUGCGCGCGCGAGGCGCGCGCAGAGGUCUGUACGCCGGACUCUCGGUCACGCUCGCGGAGAUUAUUCCGGCGAGUGCGGUGCAGUUCGGCUCGUACGCGGCGUUGAAGACGAGAUUUCCCGACGUCUUCGGGGAGAAUGACUUCGCGUGCGGGUUCGUCGCGGGAACCGCCGCGCGCCUCGUCGUUCAUCCGCUCGACGUCGUCAAGAAGCGCUUCCAAAUCGCCGGAUUCACGCGAAGUCUCGCGUACGGUGCGCGCGUGGACGCCGCUGGGUACGUCAACUUUGCCGCCGCCGUGCGAACGAUCGCGAAGACGGAGGGCGUUCGCGGAUUUUAUAAAGGCUUGACGCCGAGUCUGAUAAAAUCCGCCCCGGCGAGCGCCAUCACUUUCGCCGUGUUCGAAGCCGUGAGCAAAGCGCUCGCGGCGUGA
Molecule: messenger RNA, 960 nt
Organism: Ostreococcus tauri
Lineage: Eukaryota; Viridiplantae; Chlorophyta; Mamiellophyceae; Mamiellales; Bathycoccaceae
Product: Mitochondrial substrate/solute carrier
Exons: 1
Coding region: 1-960 (319 amino acids)
Biological process (GO): thiamine pyrophosphate transmembrane transport
Cellular component (GO): mitochondrial inner membrane
Molecular function (GO): thiamine transmembrane transporter activity
Source: RefSeq, a predicted model, not a curated record